Leguminivora glycinivorella is the source of this 2252-nucleotide messenger RNA. RefSeq names its product methionine aminopeptidase 2 (gene und). The transcript is spliced from 8 exons. Lineage: Eukaryota; Metazoa; Arthropoda; Insecta; Lepidoptera; Tortricidae. Gene Ontology annotation, biological process: proteolysis. Bases 69 to 1466 code for a protein of 465 amino acids. The record is from RefSeq and is a predicted model, not a curated record. Gene Ontology annotation, molecular function: metalloaminopeptidase activity.
AUGAGAUUGACUUUUGCGGGCAGUCGCAUGGAAUUUAUCAGUUAUUUUUGUUAAAGUAUUAAAACAUUAUGGCUUCAAUUCAGAAGGAGGAAGAGUUGAAAAAAGAUGUUGUCGAGAACGGUCAAGAUGACGAACUAGACGACGUUGAGGAAGAUAUCAAGGAUCCCGCCAAGAAGAAGAAAAAGAAAAAAAAGAAGAAGAAGGCAGAUUCAGAAGCAACCGGUGAUAACAGUGAAGUGACCAAUGCAACUGAAAAAGUUAAAUCACUGUCUGUGGAAGAUACUUCACCUGAGGGCGAGGAGAAGAAGAAAAAAAAGAAAAACAAGAGCAAGGGAGGUAAAGGAGCUGCAAAGGAACAGACCAAUCCACCCACCAUACCUAUAGCGGAGUUGUACCCGCAGGGUAACUUCCCCGAGGGUCAAAUAAUGGAGCAUGGGCCAGCUGAAGGCAUCGAUGAGAGGACUGCCAAGGACCGGUUCUCCAGUGAGGAAAAGAGAGCCCUCGACAGGAUGCACCAAGACAUAUACCAGGAGAUUAGGCAUGCCGCUGAGGCACACAGACAGACACGGCAGUACAUGCGCGACUGGAUAAAGCCAGGCAUGACCAUGAUUCAAAUAUGCGAGGAGCUGGAGUCCACGGCCCGGCGCCUCAUUGGCGAAGACGGGCUCAAGGCGGGGCUAGCUUUCCCCACCGGCUGCAGUCGCAACCACUGCGCGGCGCAUUAUACACCUAACACUGGUGACACCACAGUGCUUGAAUACGAUGACGUAGUGAAGAUCGACUUCGGCACGCAUAUCAACGGACGCAUCAUCGACUGCGCGUUCACUCUGCACUUCAACCCGCGAUACGACCCGCUGGUGAAAGGAGUGCAGGAGGCGACCGAAGCUGGUAUUAAAGCUUCAGGAGUCGAUGUCAGGCUGUGUGACGUAGGCGCCGCGGUACAGGAGGUUAUGGAGUCACACGAAGUGGAAUUGGAUGGCACCGUGUAUCAAGUCAAGCCUAUACGUAAUCUGAACGGACAUUCAAUUGGACCAUACAGGAUCCACGCCGGUAAGACCGUGCCGAUUGUGAAAGGCGGCGAGACGACCCGCAUGGAAGAAAACGAAUUCUACGCCAUAGAGACCUUCGGCUCCACCGGCCGAGGCCAGGUGCACGACGACAUGGACUGCUCGCAUUACAUGAAGAACUUCGACCAGCAAUUCGUCCCGCUAAGGUUACAAUCAUCAAAGCAACUGCUCAACCUGAUCAACAAGAACUUCAGCACACUGGCCUUCUGCAAGCGCUGGCUCGAGCGCGCCGGCGCCUCGCGCUACGCCAUGGCGCUCAAGGACCUGUGCGACAAGGGCGUGGUGGACGCCUACCCGCCGCUCUGCGACGUCAAGGGCAGCUACACCGCGCAGUUCGAACACACCAUCCUGCUACGCCCCACUUGCAAGGAGGUCAUCUCGCGCGGAGAUGAUUAUUGAGACCAUUUUUCUUUUCAAUACAGCCGCAAGGGAGGUCGUAGCUAACCGUGCUCGCAGCCAUAUGAAACAACUGUCUCUCAUCAAGUGGGUUACAGAGUUUCGCCAAGAACCUCCAACGCGUAUGGCCCCUAUUUCUGAAUGGGCUCCUAAAGUCAUGUUUGCAUUUAUGACUUGCGUAAACGGCAAAGCUAAAACAUUAUUGUUGAUGUUAAAGAAUUACUCUUAAAUCUCUUCCAGACAUAGUUGCGACCGAAAUGAUCAGUACAAUUUAUAAAAUUGCUAACUGUUGAAUAAAUACUAGAAUGAUUUGACAGUAUUUGUGUUCUAUCAUAUUUUUGUUUUACAAAUAAACAAUACUGCUGGGCAUUGGACAUAAAAGUUAAUAGUUGAAAUAUUUACUAUUUUUGUGAAAUUAUGAAAUAUCAUGUCAUUAUUAAAUUGACGAGACAGAACACACAACUUAAGGUUAUAAUUUUGUAAUUCUCCUUUUAAAAUCUUAAUACGUUAGGAUUUAAAUAACUCGUUUUACAUAUAAUAAUUAUAGAAUAGACUAACCCUAAUUUGUAUACAUUUGUGUUUUUAAACCUGUGUUGAUGUUGUUUCUAAUAUAGCAAGGUGCAGGCAAAUCACGAUGAAAUCGUUGAUUGUGAAUUCUAUUGAUUGCAGUGAUUUUUUUAAUUGCUGCAAUUGAGAAGAACUUUUUAGCAAGCUUGUAUUAUUUUAACCAGUCUUGUUGGUGCAAUACAGAAGUAUUAGCAAGAAACUUGUCAAUAAAUCAACUUAUCU